UCUGUAAUAGGACGCCCUCCCGGAAGUGGGCUCUAGAUCGGGCAGUGGAAGUGGUAGCCGGCUGCUCCCGGGACCAGGUCUCGGGAGGUCGUUGUUGAACUAUUUCUCCAAGUUUCUUUCCGAUCCUUCCUGCGUCUUCUAGCUCCGGGGAGUGAGGAAACGUCUCCACCAUCAUGGGAGGCGGAGACCUGAAUCUGAAGAAGAGCUGGCACCCGCAGACCCUCCGCAACGUGGAGAAAGUGUGGAAGGCUGAGCAGAAGCAUGAGGCUGAGCGGAAGAAGAUUGAGGAGCUUCAGCGUGAGCUGCGGGAGGAGAGGGCCCGGGAGGAGAUGCAGCGCUACGCGGAGGAUGUCGGGGCUGUCAAGAAAAAGGAGGAAAAAUUGGACUGGAUGUACCAGGGUCCUGGAGGGAUGGUGAACCGUGAUGAGUACUUGCUGGGGCGUCCUAUUGACAAAUACGUUUUUGAAAAGAUGGAGGAGAAGGAGGCAGGCUGUUCUUCGGAGACAGGACUCCUCCCAGGCUCUAUCUUUGCCCCGUCAGGUGCCAAUUCCCUUCUGGACAUGGCCAGCAAAAUCCGAGAGGACCCGCUUUUCAUCAUCAGGAAGAAAGAGGAGGAGAAGAAAAGAGAAGUAUUGAAUAAUCCUGUGAAAAUGAAGAAAAUCAAAGAAUUGCUGCAAAUGAGUCUGGAAAAAAAGGAGAAGAAGAAAAAGAAGGAGAAGAAAAAGAAGCACAAGAAACAUAAGCACAGAAGCCCAGGCAGCGAUCGUUGCAGCAGCGAGGAUGAGCGCAGCCGCGGGAGAUCUCAAAAGAGGAUGGCAAAUUCUCCGUCUGUUUUGUCCAAAGUCCCUGGAUAUGGCUUACAGGUCAGGAACUCCGACCAUAGCCAGGGACUGCAGGGUUCUCUGAUGGCUGAACGAAAGGGAGCGCAUGGGUUGAAAAAUUAUUCCAGGUCCAGAAGCUCCUCUUCCUCACCUCCCAGACAUACCAGCAAGAAGAGCACCAAGGAAGCAGGGUCCCGGGAUAGGAGGUCCCGAUCCCCUGGCAGAAGGUCUCGGUCCCCAAGGCCAAGCAAGCCGCACAACUCUAAGGUAAACAGGAAAGACAGAGGCCGAAGUAAGAGCCCGUCUCCUAAAAAGGAGGUUUACCAAAGGCGGUAUGCUCCUGGGUACACCAGAAAGCUCUCAUCAGAGGAGCUGGAGCGAAAAAGGCAAGAGAUGAUGGAAAACGCCAAGUGGCGGGAGGAAGAGAGGCUGAACAUCCUCAAGAGGCAUGCCAAGGAUGACGAGCGGGAGCAGAGGCUGGAGAAGCUAGACUCCCGGGAUGGGAAGUUUAUCCACCGCAUGAAGCUAGAGAGCGCAUCUACCUCCUCUCUGGAAGAUCGGGUGAAGCGGAAUAUUUACUCUCUCCAGAGAACCUCAGUAGCUCUGGAGAAGAACUUUAUGAAAAGAUGAAAGCCAUCCCCUGUCUUGCUGGUUUUCCUGAAAUUUCCAGGGAGGCUGCUGAUCCCUUAAAAAUUCUCUUUAUAAGAGUUCAAAUGGCUUCUUUCACAGAUGUCAAACCACCACUGUUCAAAGUGACUUUCCUUCAUGGAUUCCAGAAACAGCUCAGUUCUUUUGAGAACCAGUGUGACUUGCUCUAUGGGACCCUCGGUAACUUUUGCUGGGUGCAGAGUGGUUUUUUCAGUCAGUAGGCACUGGAACAUCUAGGUGUGAGCACUCAUCUUGCUCUGGAGGGAGCCUCCCUAUGCCUCUUCCCUCCACCUGUGUGAACAGACUUAACUAACUCUACCACCUCAGAAUAGACUGGACCUUUCAGAAACCUCUCCCCUCUGAAUCACCCAGAAAGAUUGUUCUUACCAACGUAAAUGAAUACUUAACUUGAUUUAGUAGAUGUGACAGAAUGAUGUCAGAUUAGGGCAGAGCCAAGGCAGUGACAAAGAAUCUGGAAGGGAAAAAAAUGCAGAAAACCCCCACAAAAACCCCCUAAAUGAACUGUUUAACUAUUUGAACUAUCAAACUGUAAAAUAUAGUGUGUGUAUAUGUAUAAGUUAUAAUUUUUACAUGCUUUUGGAAAAAAAGUUAGCUUUGUGAGAAUAUCUUGUUUGGUAAGUGACUUUACUAUGUAAUAGAACCUCAUUGUAUCUUGUUAUCCAGUAACACAGCAAGGCAGGUCAGCUUUUCUUUCCUCUGCAAAUCUGGCAGAUUUUGGAGGGGCCCAGGGUUUAUUGAUAGGAUCUAGGGUAUCUGUCCUUUUUACACAGCUUAUAGUCUCUGAUGUGUGGGCAGUGCAGAAAUGAAGUCAAAUCAUUUUAGGAGUCAGGACCGAACUCAGUAUGUACCCUGGCUCUUAAAGUAUAGUGGAAGCUGUUUAUUUCAUGCCUUCCCUUUUAUCAUGUAGUAAUCUUAUUAUGAGUCUAGGUUUUCAGGAGUUGUUUGGUAUUAUUUUUUAGUCAGGUAUUAAAAAAAAAAAAAAUCCAAACUCAUAGGAUCAAUCUCCUGUCUUCAUCCCUUUCCUGUCUCCUACCAGAAGUUCUCAUUUGACUCAGGAGUCCUAGGCACUCUUGAUCCACACAUUAGCUGGGCUAGUUCCUUGUUCUGCUAAUUCCUAAUUCUUAAACAAAUUUGGAUUUAUAUUUUUUGAGCACUUAUGCUGCCACACUGUUAUGCUUAAAACCCAGUCUUUCCCCAGAGAGAAAGUAACAUACACUUGUUAUUCAAUUUAACACCUUAUCCUGCUUCCCUAUACUAGGGUUAAUUAUGUCAUUUAUUUUAUUACUUGGUAAUAAAAACUACAUUUAUUUUUGUAACUGUG
Capra hircus (goat) is the source of this 2811-nucleotide messenger RNA. It is a transcript of the gene CWC25, whose product is annotated as CWC25 spliceosome associated protein homolog. The transcript is spliced from 10 exons. Gene Ontology annotation, biological process: mRNA splicing, via spliceosome. The record is from RefSeq and is a predicted model, not a curated record. NCBI's taxonomy places the organism in Eukaryota, Metazoa, Chordata, Mammalia, Artiodactyla, Bovidae. Gene Ontology annotation, cellular component: U2-type spliceosomal complex. The coding region runs from base 174 to 1451 and encodes 425 amino acids.